UUCCUCCUCGUUGUCCUGGCGCUGCUGCAGCAUCCCGGCCGCGCCGAGCGGGCCCCCGGCUCCCAGCUGGACGACUCGGCCAUCGCAGAGUUCUGCCGCAUUGACCAGGCUCUGUGCCACGACGAGGACGAGCAGCUGAGCUUCGAGGCCGUGCGCAACAUCCACAAGCAGAUGGACGACGACGCCAACGGCAACGUGGACGUGGAGGAGAGUGACGAGUUCUUGAGGGAAGACUUGAAUUACCAUGACCCAGCAGUGAAGCACAGCACUUUCCAUGGAGAAGACAAACUCAUCAGUGUGGAGGAUCUCUGGAAGGCCUGGAAAACAUCAGAAGGUAAAAAAAGGGCAAAAAGCCAAGAAAAAUCCUUUCCCAAGAGUUUGGGUUUCAGGUGCCCUGGGCAGGGUGUGCAGCUCUCAGGGCAAUGUGCUGCUUUUCCCCUUUUGGGGUGUGGAUUCCCAGGAUUUCCUCAGGGUUGGAAUUUCCAAACUGUUCAUGCUCAAAUCCUCAGCAUGGCCAGCAAAGCAUCAGAGUUUGUUUUGUUCCUCUGCCCUAGAAAUGUGCUGGCAGUGAACAAUGCCACCAUGAUGGGCACGGUGCUCAAGAUGACCGACCGCAGCCACCGGCAGAAGCUGCAGCUCAAGGCUCUGGACACGGUGCUCUUCGGGCCCCCUCUCUUGACCCGGCACAACCACCUCAAGGACUUCAUGCUGGUGGUGUCCAUCGUCAUCGGCGUGGGCGGCUGCUGGUUCGCCUACAUCCAGAACCGCUACUCCAAGGAGCACAUGAAGAAGAUGAUGAAGGACCUGGAGGGGCUCCACAGGGCUGAGCAGUCUCUCCAUGACCUGCAGGAGAGGCUGCAGAAGGCACAGGAGGAGCACAGAUCCGUGGAGGUGGAGAAGGUGCACCUGGAGAAGAAGCUGCAGGACGAGAUCAGCAUUGCCAAGCAGGAGGCUCAUCGGCUGAGGGAGCUGCGAGAGGGCACCGAGAACGAGCUCAGCCGGCAGAAAUACGCAGAGCAGGAGCUGGAGCAGGUGCGGAUGGCUCUGAAGAACGCCGAGAAGGAGCUGGAGUCUCACAGCAGCUGGGCCGCCCCCGAGGCUCUGCAGAAGUGGCUGCAGCUCACACACGAGGUGGAGGUGCAGUACUACAACAUCAAGAAACAGAACGCAGAGAAACAGCUGCUGGUGGCCAAGGAGGGGGCUGAAAAGAUCAAAAAGAAGCGAAACACCCUUUUUGGGACGUUCCACGUCGCUCACAGCUCCUCUCUGGAUGAUGUUGAUCACAAAAUCCUAACUGCCAAACAAGCGCUGAGCGAGGUGACGGCGGCGCUGCGGGAGCGGCUGCACCGCUGGCAGCAGAUCGAGCUCCUCUGCGGCUUCCAGAUCGUCAACAACCCCGGCAUCCCCUCGCUGGCCUCCGCCCUCAACAUCGACCCGGGCUGGAUGGGCACGCCCCGGCCCAACCCCUCCCACUUCAUCAUCACCGACGACGUGGAUGACCUGGACGAGGAGCUGGUGUCACCCAUGUCCAUCCAAUCUCCAGCCCUGGGCAGCACGGUCCGGCAGCGCCUGGUGGAGCCGCAGCACGGCCCUGGCUCGCAGAGGUUGGUAGAGGCUCAGGCCGAGCCCGGUGCCCUGGCACGGCCGGGCCGAGCGUCCCUGCGCCGAAUGCCCAGCCUGAGCUCCGGAGCCUCGUUCGGCUGCGACCCGCCCGGCUCCAGCCCUGCACCAUCGCCUGCCUGCUCCUCCUCCACCUCCUGCUCCUCAUCCACCACCACCGCUGCUCCUGCUUGCCAUCUCCACCCUAUCUAUUACCAUCACACCACCUCUUAUUUCCUCCAGAUGGAUUCCAUCCCCGACCUGCCCCCUCCUGAUGUCACCUCUGGAGUUCGCUGUCGCACUGGGAGCUUUGGAGAUUUAACUCGCUGCGACUCCGACUCCUCCAUCCCGCACCUGAGCGAGCACCAGCGCAUCCCCAGCUCGGCGCCCAAGCUGCUGGCCGCCCGGCCCACGCUGCUGAGCCGCUCCGUGGAGGAGGCUGUGCCCGCGGCCCCGGGCCCCGCCGUGCCCACCCCCAACGGCGGCAGCCGCCACGGGGAGCCCCCCGCCCUGGCGGCUUUGCAGGAGCGGCUGCCCGAGAGCCCCAUGGCGAUGAAGAAGAUGAUGAUGGUGAACCACGGCAUGGAGAAGUCCUCCAGCCUGGGGGAGAUCAGCCACCCGACGGCGGCCGGCAAGCCCAGCCACUCGGAUUCGUCGCGGUCGCACAGCCCCAGCUCCACCGAGCCCGACACCCCCUCCCCCAUCUCUGACUGCCGGCCCAGCGGCGCCAGGAACACCCGCAUCCCGCAGCUGGCCGCCAAGAAGAGCCCGGGGGACGAGGACAGCAGCCUGACGGGCGACGAGGUUGACCUCGGCCAGAGCAAGAAAAAGUUCCCCCUAAAGAUCUUCAAGAAGCCCAAGAAGUAGGGG
Sturnus vulgaris (Common starling) is the source of this 2469-nucleotide messenger RNA. The record is from RefSeq and is a predicted model, not a curated record. NCBI's taxonomy places the organism in Eukaryota, Metazoa, Chordata, Aves, Passeriformes, Sturnidae.